This is a messenger RNA of Mixia osmundae IAM 14324, 2075 nucleotides long. RefSeq lists its product as uncharacterized. Gene Ontology annotation, biological process: L-valine catabolic process. The transcript is spliced from 7 exons. The record is from RefSeq and is a predicted model, not a curated record. Gene Ontology annotation, cellular component: mitochondrion. Lineage: Eukaryota; Fungi; Basidiomycota; Mixiomycetes; Mixiales; Mixiaceae. Gene Ontology annotation, molecular function: 3-hydroxyisobutyryl-CoA hydrolase activity. The coding region runs from base 386 to 2047 and encodes 553 amino acids.
UAAGUGCCGGCAAGGACGAGGUAUUCGUUGGAGGUGAGGCUCGCGAGACCAUCUGCCGACGCUCAACGCUGUCAGUCUCGUCUGCUUGCGAGUCUGGGCGGCUUGGUUUGGAGGCGAGAGACUUGCCAUUGAAGGUCUUUUGGUAGAUCAGUCCGCCGGCCUUGUUGAUCGUCCAAAGCGAAAAGACUGUGUUGGACAUUGCGUUGUCGUCUAUCGUACGGAUCUCUCAGCCCCGGAAGCUCUCGGGUCACAGCAGGAAGGAACAGCAGCCGUCAGCGCCCUGACCGCACGUCGAACUGGACUGACACGAGACGGUUGAGAGUGCUUGCGUGAACUGCCGACGAACCGUCGCCGCCACGCUUGCGCUGCUCGAGAGCUCUUGCUGAUGCAGAGAGCGCUGGCUCGAGCCUUGCUAGCGCCGAGCAGGACAGCAAGCACAGCCAUCUCGAACAACCCGAUCGUUGGCGAGCAUUUGGGCAGCAAAAGACUUGUCUGCUCUUGCAUCUCGGCCUCUGCCUCUUCCACACGGGCUCAGCACCGACCCAGACGAGCUGUCAUGUCAAGCACAAGACGAGCGACCAUGGUCUCGAAGCAUCUCUCGUCAGCUGCGAGCCCAAGCUCGAGUACAAGCGAACAAGCCGUGCAGCUGUCGCACGAGUCGAAUCUGUACACAAUCACGCUCAACAGGCCCAAAGCGCUCAAUUCGCUCAAUCUCGACAUGAUGAACAUCAUCAAGCCUGCCUUAAGACGAUGGAAGGACAAGCAAGAAUGCAAACUUGUGCUCAUCAAAGGUGCAGGCAGAGCCUUUUGUGCAGGUGGAGACGUCGUAGGCAAGCCGACCGCCAUCGUACAGGGUGCCAAAGAGCCAGCCGGCCGUGCACAAGCUAUGUCCUUCUUUCGGUCUGAGUACGAGAUCGACAAUCUCGUCGCGAAGUAUCCCAAGACGGUCAUCUCUUUGCUCGAUGGCUUCACGAUGGGAGGCGGUGUAGGCAUAUCCGUGCAUGGCCACUUCCGGGUGGCGACAGAGAAUACGCUGUUCAAAAUGCCCGAAACGACAAUCGGACUUUAUCCAGAUGUUGGCGUUACUUUCUUUCUUGCCCGCAUGGACGGCGAACUAGGAACCUACCUCGGCCUGACCAGUCAGGGACUCAAUGGAUGGGCAGCCUACCAAGCCCGAAUCGCGACCCACUACAUCCACUCCGAUCGUCUGCCUGCGCUCGAGCAGCGACUAGCAGAACUAGACAUCACAGAUCCUGCGACCGACGUCAACGCACUCGUCAAUGAUACGCUGAACGAGUACACCGCCGACGCGACAGUAGGCGAGAAGGAUCCCACGCCGAGCGCUGCCGAGACGAUCACGUCUGCGCAGCGCAAAGCCAUCGAUCGCGCCUUUGCGCAUGAUAGCAUCGAGGAGAUCCAGGCAGAGCUGGAGCGUACGGUAUCAGGCGAGGAUUCUGAUGUCGCCGAGUGGGCAAGCAGGACUCUGACGACGCUCAAAAUGCGCAGUCCGACGAGUCUCAAAGUCACUUUGCAAGCGAUCCGCAAUGCUGCAAAGCUGGACAUCGACCAGACAUUCAGGAUGGAUAUGCGCUUAGCAGGGACUUUCUGCGAUCCCGACAUCGCGCCAGACUUUUUCACCGGGGUGCAUAACCAGCUGAUCCAGAAGGACAAGGAGCUACGAAAGCAGCGACCUCAAUGGUAUCCGAGCGAGAUCGCCGAAGUCUCGAGCGAACAGAUUACCGCCGACUUCUUUGCCAACGAGUCCAAGACGAGCGUACCCAUUCCGGAGCUCGACAUCGAUUCGUCGCUGCCGGCCUAUACUGAAUAUCCUCACGAGAGAAACGCCCUGCCAUCGGAGGAAGUCAUUGGCAGCGUCGUCAAAGGAAAUUGGCCAAGCGUUGGCAGCUUUGCGCUCAAGCCAGCGCAAGUGGUGCGCGUCCUUGAGAAGGAUUGGACGGCCAAACCCGGUCUGCGGCACAAGAUCGAGGAGACCCUCAUUCGCCGUGCGACUGUGUCCCAAGAUGGCACGCUCAAGUGGCAGUACUGAGAUGCAUGCUCCUCUCAUCCGACCUCGC